AUGACUGCGCUGGUAGCGAGGGGGGUUCGGGACCUGCUGAAGCCAGCGGACUUCGCAAAGGUCCUGCGGAGGCACCGACACAAGAAGAAAUGGGCUGCCACAGAGCCCAAAUUUCCUGCCACUCGCCUGGCUCUGCAGCAUUUUGACAUGACCUACAGUGUGCAGUUUGGAGAUCUUUGGCCAUCGAUCCGGGUCAGUCUUCUCUCAGAGCAGAAGUAUGGUGCACUCGUCAAUAACUUUGCUGCCUGCGAUCAUGUGAGUGCUGAACUGGAGCAGAUGCAUGCCAGAGACUUUGUGAAAAAAGCCCACUCCCAUGGGGAACUGGAGCCUGAGAGUGGCCAAACGGCAGCUCCAUCCCCAGCUUCCUGGGCCUGCAGUCCAAACCUUCGAUGCUUCACUUUCACCAGAGGGGAUGUCAGCCGUUUCCCUCCUGCCAGGCGUGGCAGCUUCGGUGUCAUGGACUACUACCUGAUGGAUGCUGCCUCCUUGCUGCCUGUCCUUGCCCUUGGCCUGCAGCCUGGCGACACAGUGCUUGACUUAUGUGCAGCCCCCGGGGGAAAGACACUAGCAUUGCUUCAGACUGGCUGUUGCCGCAAUCUUGCUGCCAAUGAUCUCUCCACUUCCCGAACAGGCAGACUUCAGAAUGUCCUUCACAGCUAUGUACCUGAAGAUUUUAGGGAUAAGAGUCGAGUUCGAGUCACCUCAUGGGAUGGCAGGAAGUGGGGAGAACUGGAGGGGGACACCUAUGACCGGGUGCUGGUGGAUGUCCCCUGUACCACAGACCGCCACUCCCUUCAUGAGGAGGAGAACAACAUUUUUCAGCGCUCAAGAAAGAAGGAGCGGCAGAAGUUACCUAUGCUGCAGGUGCAGCUUCUUGCGGCUGGACUUCUUGCCACGAAACCAGGAGGCUAUGUUAUGUAUUCCACCUGCUCACUCUCACACUUACAGAACGAGUACGUGGUUCAAGGUGCCAUCGAACUCCUGGCUAAUCAAUAUAACAUCGAAGUUCGGGUAGAAGACCUAACUCCCUUCAGAAAGCUUUUCAUGGACACGUUCUUUUUUUUCCCAUCCUGCCACGUUGGGGAGCUGGUAAUCCCAAACCUCAUGGCCAAUUUUGGGCCUAUGUACUUUUGCAAAAUGUGUAGACUGACAUAG
This is a messenger RNA of Pipistrellus nathusii (Nathusius's pipistrelle), 1155 nucleotides long. Lineage: Eukaryota; Metazoa; Chordata; Mammalia; Chiroptera; Vespertilionidae. The record is from the annotation of a GenBank genome assembly.